This is a messenger RNA of Pieris macdunnoughi, 744 nucleotides long. The record is from the annotation of a GenBank genome assembly. Lineage: Eukaryota; Metazoa; Arthropoda; Insecta; Lepidoptera; Pieridae.
AUGUCGGGAGAAGCAGUGGUUGAUGCAUUGCCAUACAUCGACCAGGGUUAUGAUGAUCCUGGGGUUAGAGAAGCGGCAUUGGCUAUGGUCGAAGAGGAAUGUCGGAGAUAUAGGCCUACUAAAAAUUAUUUAGAAAAUGCUGGCCCUGAACCGAGUACAGCCUUCGAAACACCUGCUUUGCACAGAGAAAUGGAAAGAGUUCAACAAAGAUUGCCAAUGGAACCAUUAUCUAUGAAAAGGUAUGAAUUACCACCCCCACCAACAGGAAGACUAGGGGAACCUACAGCUUGGACAGAAGCAGUUGACAAUUCACAUGCCCAGCUUUCUCACCAAGCUAUAAGAGUCUUAAACUUAGAGCUGCAAUUACAGUACAGUUCAGAAGCUUGGAGAUCAUACCUAAAUGUUUUGCAAGCUUUGGUUGAACGUUCACAGAAUGUUCAUGCACAAUUAAGAAAGCAAAUUGCUGCAGUAAACUGGGAGCGUAAGCGUUCUCAGACAGCAAGUGGUGCCAGGCUUAGAGCUCUUCGUCGUCGCUGGGCACAACUUGUAUCUGAUAAUUAUCGGUUGGAAAGAGCUAUAAUGCAGCUGGAAAUACAGCUUGAGAAGGCAAAAGGGCAAGUUUCUAGUGAUGGUGGCGAAACUCCAGACAUGGAUCUUGAAGCAGUCAAAAACCUUCCAGACAAAUUCAACUCUGAUACUGAAAAAGAAGUUCAAAAAAAAAUAGAAGAUAUGUUUGCAGAUUAA